Messenger RNA from Spea bombifrons (plains spadefoot toad), 1399 nucleotides. It is a transcript of the gene HES4, whose product is annotated as hes family bHLH transcription factor 4. The transcript has 3 exons. Gene Ontology annotation, biological process: regulation of neurogenesis; anterior/posterior pattern specification; regulation of transcription by RNA polymerase II. The record is from RefSeq and is a predicted model, not a curated record. NCBI's taxonomy places the organism in Eukaryota, Metazoa, Chordata, Amphibia, Anura, Pelobatidae. The coding region runs from base 141 to 1097 and encodes 318 amino acids. Gene Ontology annotation, cellular component: nucleus. Gene Ontology annotation, molecular function: protein dimerization activity; RNA polymerase II cis-regulatory region sequence-specific DNA binding; DNA-binding transcription factor activity, RNA polymerase II-specific.
AAAGGGAGAGAGUGAGACCCAAGGAUUGGGAGCUGCUGCUUCUCACGGGUGUUUUAUCGGCACAGCACUGACUAUACACGGGAUACAACUACGCUUGGGCUGCUCGCUGCUAGCUUUUAUUUCCUAAGCCUCAGCUAAACAUGCCUGCUGAUAGUAUGGAGAAACCCACCGCAUCCCCGAUUGCAGGGGCACCGGCCAAUUCUGCACAGACCCCGGAUAAACCUAAGAGUGCCAGUGAGCACAGAAAGGUAAAUAUAUCCACAUCCUGCUCUUCGCAUUUUUCUUGCCCACGCGUGACACAGGAUGCUCCGGUAAAUCCCAGCUAUGUGCUCAUCUGUCUUGUCUCUGUUUUGCAGUCCUCCAAACCCAUCAUGGAAAAGCGCAGGAGAGCUCGCAUCAAUGAGAGUCUGGGGCAGUUAAAGACCCUUAUCCUGGACGCACUGAAAAAAGAUAGCUCCAGACACUCCAAGCUGGAGAAGGCAGACAUUCUGGAGAUGACAGUGAAACAUCUAAGGAACCUGCAGCGCGUCCAGAUGACAGCUGCACUAACAGCAGACCCCUCAGUCCUUGGUAAAUACAGAGCAGGAUUCAACGAGUGCAUGAACGAAGUCACUCGAUUCCUCUCAACAUGUGAAGGAGUCAACACAGAAGUGAGGACCCGGCUACUUGGGCACCUCUCUGGCUGCUUGGGUCAGAUAGUGGCCAUGAAUUACCAACAGCCCCCUUCCAGCCAGCCUCUGCAUGUCCAAAUGCCCACUGCACCUGGAGCCCCUGCUCAAGUGCCCCUUCCCUGCAAGAUGAGCCCAGCUGAGUCAGUGUCACCCAAGGUCUUCCAGGGAGGCUUCCAGCUGGUGCCAGCCACUGAUGGACAGUUUGCCUUUCUCAUCCCUAACCCAGCUUAUGCCUCCAGCCCUGGGCCUGUCAUCCCAUUGUAUGCCAGCAGCAAUGUGACAUCCAGUGGGGGACCUCAGGGACAGUCCCCUGUGCAGGGAAUCACUACCUUCAGCCACAAGCUGCCUCACCUGGCACAGUCUGUUAGCCCCCUUGGGGUCGGCACUGGCCCAGACAACACAGAGUCAGUUUGGAGACCCUGGUGAACAAUUGUGCCACAAACAAGACUGUAUAACUGGUUCCGUUGUAUGGGACCUUGCCUUAGAGACAAUCUGCACAAAUAUAUAUAUAUAUUUAUUUCCAGAUAUGGGGAUUUCACUUUUUUAUUAUUAAAAACUUGUAUAAAUACCCAUUUUUGUAAUAAAGCUCUUUUGCUGAGAUGUUUAGUUUUGUACAAUUGGUACAAAAGGAUGUGAAAUGCCAAAGUUAUUGUGUUGGUUUUUGUGUCAAAAACUUUCCAAAACGUUACUGGAGUUUUAUGAAAUAAACUCUUAAAAUUUUAGAACAA